This is a messenger RNA of Hydatigera taeniaeformis, 1428 nucleotides long. The record is from the annotation of a GenBank genome assembly. Lineage: Eukaryota; Metazoa; Platyhelminthes; Cestoda; Cyclophyllidea; Taeniidae.
AUGAAACGCUCUUACCCACAUGUGGAAGUGUCAAGAACUCAAAUCCCGUCAUCAGACCAAACUGAGUUACCAUUGUGCUUGAAGAGGCUUGUACGUACGAUAGUUCGCAGCUUUUAUUCCAGAGAGCAUUCUCUUAUCAUCGACCUACUAGUGCGGAACACAAUAAUGAAAGAGGAUGACUUAUGUGAGCGCUUGCGUUUUGAGAAGAAGCAGCUUCGCCAGCACCUUCAUACUCUGAAGACAGAUCAGUUCAUCAAAUCAAAGCUCCAGCUGGAGACUGACACGGAAGGGAAGAUUGCGAAGAUUAUUCACUACUUUAUUGACUACAAGGUGUUCGUCAACAUUGUUAAAUAUCGCUUGGAUCAGAUGCAGCGCCGAUUGGAGGCGGAGCAGCGACAGACAUCAAGCCGAGCGCUCUUUCGCUGUUUUUCCUGUAAUAGUGCAUACACUGAUCUCGAAGUCGAUCGUCUCCUUGAUCCUCUCACCGGCUCCUUGGUCUGCGUCUACUGUCGCGCUGAAGUCAAGGAAGAGGAGGAUAAUGCUCAGCGUUCAGAUGCCCGUGCUCUCGUUGCAAAAUUUCACCAACAGGUACGAGGGCCGUUAGAUACUCUGCUAAAGGAGUGCGAUCAGGUUCAUCUCUCCUCCUCCAUUUUGGAACCAGAAUUUCGCGCUUUAGAACCCCUCCCCGGGACCAAAUCAGAGACAGAUGCUUCUAGCAAUGCUGUAGACACACGUGCAGCAAAUUCUUGGCUGAAUGAUUCCAACAAAAACCCGGUAGCUACUUCAACGGAGAGCACCGUCACCAUUGUGUUGGACGCUCCAAUAAGUUCCAGCGUUACUGCUCCUAAGGAACGGCCAAUCUGGAUGUCGGAAAGUACAAUCGACUCCGGACUUGGUGCUGGUCUGGGUGAAUUAGAUCGUGGUCCAACGAGUGAUCCCUCAUCGGGAUCUGAUUUAACGACUCAGACGCUUGCACCAGGUCGAGUUCCCACCAGUCUUCUUGACCCCACCUCUUCUAAUCCAGCGGACGGCACACAAUCGUCAUCCAAUUUGCAGAAUUCCACCUCCAAUGCCGCUGGCAUAUGUGCUUCGGACAUCAUGCAACUUCUACGAGUUCACGAAAGACGUGGUCUAGGUAUUCACGGCCCGAAGACUGCUCUGAACCGACCCUCCAACGUUCCAACUUCCAAAUCCUCUGCUGCGGCAAAUCUUAAAAGUAUCCAGAAUUCCAUCAACACACACAUUCAGGAUCCGCCUGUAAAACCGGAGCCGGCUUCGACACCCUCUAACUACGUGGUAAGGUGUGGGACUUCAACUACACCCAUUCCUGACAUCACGCUGCCCAUGAUUAAGUCAAUGGAUCCUAGCGAACGUUGCGAAUAUCUACACGUAGGACUGCGCCUGUACAGAGACACCGUUACUGACUAG